Molecule: messenger RNA, 444 nt
Organism: Anisakis simplex (herring worm)
Lineage: Eukaryota; Metazoa; Nematoda; Chromadorea; Rhabditida; Anisakidae
Source: the annotation of a GenBank genome assembly
AUGAAACACAGUGGUUGUUGUAUUUCAGUAGAAGUUCCGAGGAACUUCCGUUUAUUAGAAGAAUUGGAGGAUGGUCAGAAGGGUAAGGGUGAUGGUAAUAUUUCGUGGGGAUUAGAAGAUGACGACGAUAUGACACUCACUCGAUGGACUGGCAUGAUUAUUGGACCACCGAGGACUCCUUUCGAAUCACGUAUUUACAAUUUACGUUUGGAAUGUGGUACGAAUUAUCCGAAAGAGGCACCAAUCGUCAGAUUUACAACGAAAAUCAAUUUGAAUGGAGUGAAUCAAUCUAACGGGAUGGUGGAUAGGCGUUAUGUACCCGUGUUACGUCAGUGGAAUAGUUCGUUCUAUAUAAAGACGAUACUUGAGGAUAUACGGAAGAAUUUAAUGACUGCAAAAGAGAAUAUGAAAUUACCGCAACCACCCGAGGGUGCCACCUAUUAA